This is a messenger RNA of Oreochromis niloticus (Nile tilapia), 6074 nucleotides long. It is a transcript of the gene tsc2, whose product is annotated as TSC complex subunit 2. Gene Ontology annotation, biological process: negative regulation of Wnt signaling pathway; regulation of cell cycle; negative regulation of TOR signaling. The transcript has 42 exons. Gene Ontology annotation, molecular function: GTPase activator activity. Gene Ontology annotation, cellular component: nucleus; TSC1-TSC2 complex; cytoplasm. The coding region runs from base 276 to 6002 and encodes 1908 amino acids. The record is from RefSeq and is a predicted model, not a curated record. NCBI's taxonomy places the organism in Eukaryota, Metazoa, Chordata, Actinopteri, Cichliformes, Cichlidae.
AAAGUCAUGGCAGACAGAAGCUGUUAGUUGUAUUUGCUGAAUAUUGGUGAAUUGCUUGUGGUAGUCCAACUUGUGUCCUAGAAAUAUAGCCAUUUUUUGUCCAGGCUUAGAGCCAAAAAUAAAAACAUUUGCAUUAACUUGUCCUUAAGCGCCACUCACAGGACCCCUGGCCACAUUGCAGCUUGUAGCUUCAAAAAGGAACCAACUUCACUAACAGCAGCAAGGCAGCUGCCAGUCCCUCGCCUGUGUUGUGCAUCACCCUUCCAGGCUGGGCCAUGAAUAAACAACCAAGCAAGGAGAGUCUCAAGGACAAGGUGAAGGGGAUCUUUGGGCUGGGUACACAGCGUCCUCCGAACAAACAGAGCGACACUAAACCCUCCGAGUUUAUCAUUACGGCUGACAUCAUCAAGGAGCUCCACCCAGAUUGUGGUCUGAGCAACCGUGUUCGCACUAUGAACCACAUCUGUGAGCUCGCCAAAAUGAAAAAGUUUGAGGAGCAUGCAGUGGAGGCUGUAUGGAAAAAUGUGGAAGACAUGCUGACUCCAGAGCAGCCACCAGAAGCCAGACAUGCUGUCCUGCAGCUGCUCAGGGCCAUUAUACAGGGGCAGGGUGAACGACUUGGCCCUCUGAGAGCCUACUUUUUCAAGGUAAUCAGAGACUACCAGCCGUGCAAUGAAGACCUUUCUGACAGACUGGAGGUGUUUAAGGCUUUAACAGAGAAUGGGAAGGAUAUCACAUACCUGGAAGAGGACAUAGCACGCUUUGUCCUCCUGUGGAUGGAUAUAGGCCUUACCUCUGACUUUCUCCAUGUUCUUGUCAAUCUGGUGAAAUUCAAUAGCUGCUACUUGGACCAAAAUGUUUCCAUCAUGGUCCAGAAAAUUUGCCUGCUGUGCAACAGAACGACGUCUUCGACUGAUAUUGAGGUGGCUCUGCAAGUGCUCGAUGCAGUUGUGUGUUACAACUGCCUGCCCUCUGACUCUUUAACCGUCUUCAUAAUCACACUCUGCCGUACGGUCAACGUCAAAGAGUUUUGCGAGUCCUGUUGGAAGUUAAUGAGAAAGGUUUUGGGGACUCACCUCGGCCAUAGUGCGAUUUACACCAUGUGUCGCAUUAUGGAGGAAAGUUCUUCUUUGAUCUGUCCCUCCACCAGGGUGUAUAUGGAGGAUGCACCGUUGUUAAGAGGAGCAGUUUUCUUUGUUGGAAUGGCACUUUGGGGCGCACACAGACUGCCUGCACUCAAAAAUACACCGACGCUUGUUCUGCCAUCUUUCUACAAGGCCAUGUCAUGCGCCAACGAGGUGGUCUCCUACGAAAUUGUUCUUUCAAUAACAAGACUCAUCAAAAAGUACGGCAAAGAGCUACAGGUGGUCACUUGGGACAUCCUACUCGGCAUCAUAGAGCGACUGUUGCAACAGAUUCAGACAAUAGGCAGUGCGGAGCUAAAGGCCAUUGUUUAUGAACUGUUGACCACCGUGGAAGAGCUUUAUGAACAAAACGGUUACCACGGCUCCACUGAGAAGUUUUUCAGCCUGGUGGAGAAAUGUGCUGAUAAAAGACCAGAUGCAUCAGUGCUGACACUUAUCUCCUACAGGGCUCAGUCUAUCCAGCCUGCUAAAGAAGGCUGGAUUCAGAGCCUUCACCGGCUCAUGGAGAAAUUCUUCAGGAACGAGACUCGCAGUGUGAUAAGAAUCAAAGUGCUUCAUAUCCUGUCCUUCGUUCUCAGCACCAACCGGCAGCUCUAUGAGGAUGAAUUGAUUGAAAUGGUGGUGAUUCCCCAGCUCAGUGGGAUUGCUGAAGACCGGGAUUUGGCAGUUAGAAAACAGGCUACUCAGCUAUUAGUGGACCUUGCUGAGGGCUGCAACACGCACCACUUCACCAGCCUGCUGGACAUCAUUGAACGGGUGGCUAGCCGCUCUCUGGUGUGUUCAGGGCCCCUAGAGGUUUCUGAGAGAGACCCCACAGCAGAGUCUCCUAUGGAGGAUGUUAGGACUUCUAUUUUGGGCCUGCUUGAAAUCCUGCAGAGCAAACUUUACAGUCUGCCUGCCAGCCAUGCGAGUCGUGUUUAUGAGUUGCUUAUCAGCCACCUGCAGCUCCAUUACAAGAACAAGUACUAUUCAACUAUUGCCUCCACUAUUAGACUACAGGUGUUUGACUUCUUCCUCAUGAUGCGUGCAGACUCUCUUCACCGUCUUGGGGUCCCAAACAAAGAUGGUGUCAUGAGAUUCAGCCCUUAUUGCUACUGUGAUAUAGGGGAACCAGAGAAACGUGUUGGUGAAAAGAAGCCAGCAGGUUCAACCUCUCCGCCUGCUGGCAGCCCUGCUCCUCCUGCUGCUCCUCCCACUUCAGCAGCCUCAACACGCUCAGCCUAUCUUCCCUAUUCGCCUGCCUUCAGUGUCCUCCUGCAGUGCCUCAAGAUGGAGACAGAUUGGAAGGUGCUGAAAUUGGUUCUUGACAAGCUGCCGUGGAUGCUGCAGUACAAAGUGUUGCUGCUCACAUCACCAUGCAACUUAGAUCAGCUGUGUUCUACACUGUGCUGCAUGGUGACAGAUCGUCUCAUCUCAGAGCGAUUGAAAAAGACUCCAGAGGGGUUUUCGCGCACAGAUGUUCAGCUGGCAGUGAUUCCUGUUCUUACAGCAAUUACCUCCUACCACAACUACUUGGAGCAGUCAAGACAGAGAGAACUGGUUCAGUGCCUCGAGACUGGGCUCAUUUACCGCUGUGCCAAGCAGUGUGUGGUGGCCCUUACAAUGUGCACGGUGGAGAUGCCUGAUAUCAUGAUCAAGCUUCUUCCUGCUCUUAUCGUCAAGCUCACUCACAUCUCUGCUACUGUUGCCAUGGCAUCUCCUAUGCUCGAGUUUCUCUCCACCCUCGUGCGCCUUCCCCAUCUGUAUGCCAACUUUGUAGCUGAGCAGUAUGUCAGCGUCUUUGCCAUCUCACUACCUUACACUAACCCCUCAAAGUUCAACCAGUACAUUGUGUCCCUGGCCCACCAUGUGAUUGCCAUGUGGUUCAUACGCUGCAGACUACCCUUCCGCAAGGACUUUGUUCAGUAUAUCACAAAGGGUUUGCGUUCCAACGCCCUUAUGCCAUUCGAUGACAGUCAUGAGCAGAGUCCGUUUCGUGCCCGAAGCACCAGCCUCAAUGAGAGACCCAAGAGCCUGCGGGCAGCAAAAGUGGCAAAGGCAGCAGCAGCGGUAGCCAAUAGCAGCAGCUCUCCAGUUAAAGAGCUGAGGGACCUUUCAGCCAUGGACGCUUUCCGCUCCCGCAGCAUCAGCGUCUCCGAACAUGCGGUCCGCAGGAUGCACACCUCAACCACCACGUGCAGUCUGGGCUCUGCCGAUGAAAAUGCAGUAACUCAGGCCGAUGAGGGGCUGAAGACUGUACACCUAGAGCUCACAGAGACUUGUCUUGACAUGAUGGCGCGAUAUGUGUUUUCCAACUUCUCUGCACUGCCGAAGAGGUCUCCCAUCGCAGAGUUCCUGUUAGCAGGAGGCCGCAGUAUGACCUGGUUGGUGGGCAACAAGUUGGUCACCAUAACAACCAGCGGAGGGGUCAGAACACAAGCGCUGCUGGGCCUGGACAUGGCUGAUCGCCUGGGAGGAGGAGGAGGGGAAAUGACCAGGUCAGACCCAUCACUACACACCCGAAUGACCAAAGAGGCUCCAGCCAAAUUGGAGUCACAGUCAAGCCAGCAGCACAACAGAGCUGCACGCAUACGAGUUCGCUCCAUGUCAGGUGGUCAUGCUCUACGUGCCGGUCCCGCUCAGAGUCUCAGUCCUCUGGUGUCUCCCUCUGAGGGUGAGUUGACUGCUCCACUCUCUCCCUCCUCUGGUCCUGCUCUGGAUAGUUUAGGUCCAUCCUCUUCCACCUCUGCCACUCCAUCUGCGCCUCCUACUCUAAAAGACAACCCCACCUUGGCUGAGUUUGCCCCAAUGCUCACACAAGGGUGGGCAGAGAUCUUCAUACGCAGACCAUCAGGUAACACAAGCUGGCUAAUGUGUUUGGAGAAUCCACCUAGCCCUUUUUCUUCGGAGCUUGGUAACAUGCCGUUGCAAGAGCUCUCCAGUGUUCUGAUGGCAAUGGAGGGAGUGAAGGAACCUCCCACUCAGACAGCCAGUGCUCCUGCUAGCACAGCUGUCCCUGCUCCGACUCCUGUCUCUGAGUCCCUAACCCAAACAUACAGCAGUGUUGGAGGAAAGGCAAACCUGAUUCAGCGCUCCAACACAGUGGGUGGCUCUCUCUGCUCUCUGGGUAUGGGCACUGCCCCCCCAGGCCCACCAGCCCCUGGCAGGUUGCACAGGAGCAUUUCCUGGGCAGACUCUGUCGUGGUGCUGGAGGAGGGAUCAGGAGUUGCUACAGCAAACACGCCGCCUGACUGGUUGGGGAGUGCAGAGUUUGAGCCAAUGUUGUCUGAUCCAAUCUUCAUAGCUGCUGAUAAGUUUACAAAGACUCCCCCUGAAACACUCAGCAGGUCCCCCUCCACCUCAAGUCAGGAUGAUGAAAAGUCAACCCUGGAAGAAGUAAGCGAGGGAGCAAUUCCAAUCGAUCAGCCCCCUUUUGGACCAUCCACUCCAGGAAGCCAGGGGCCUGAUCUUCCCUUCCAGACACACUCUCAGUCCCAGGGUCAUGGACUCAACAAGUCCAGCUCCUCUCCUGAGCUCCAGACAUUACCUGAAGCUUUUGCCAAGGCUGCUAUGGAGUCAGAAAGUGCGAUGGUUGACACGUCACGGCCUAGAGCACCCUCAGACGGCAAGCCUCAACCCCAGCAGCCUCAGUUUGAGAAAGAAAAGGUGGAGGGAAACACUGGAGUGGACACUAAUGUAGCGGGAGGUCCAAACCCAGCAGGUGAAGGGCAAGCUGUUUCGUCAUCUCAAAGUGGAGGAGCGGGGAUGAGGUUGUCUUUUCCACCAGCACCAGUACAAUCUGGACCCAUCUCACCCAGUGGAGGCCACCGGCCCAGAGGUCACACAAUCUCAGUCUCAGCCCCCUCCUCCAGGAGGGAGAGGAGGACUGAGAGGGAUGCUUACCACAGUCGACCUGGUCCCAGCAACACUGAGAAAAUCUCUGGACUGAGCCCCAGCUUUGUGUUUCUGCAGCUCUACCACUCUCCUUUCUUUGGGAAUGAAGCCAACAAGCCACUUCUGCUGCCCAAAACUCAGGUGAUUGACCGUGCGGUAAAGGUUCUGGACCAGAUGCCGCCUUAUGACACCCAUAAAAUCGGGGUGGUGUUUGUAGGAGCUGGUCAGGUUAACAAUGAAGUCGCCAUCUUGUCGAACGAGUACGGUUCGAACCGCUACGCCUCUUUCCUCACGGGUCUUGGCAAAUUAAUCCAUCUGAAAGACUGUGAUCCAGACCAGAUUUUCCUUGGAGGGCUUGACCAGUAUGGAGAUGACGGAGAGUUCACCUACUGCUGGCAUGAUGACAUCAUGCAGGCUAUCUUUCACAUAGCCACACUGAUGCCAAACAGGGAGAGCGACAAGGGUUGCUGCAACAAAAAGCGACACAUUGGCAAUGAUUUUGUCAUGGUGGUGUACAAUGACUCUGGAGAGGAGUACAAACUGGGCACAAUCAAGGGUCAGUUUAAUUUUGUAGAAGUCAUUAUAAAACCACUGGAUUAUGAAUGUAACCUCGUUACCCUCCAGUGCCGCAAAGACCUCGAGGGAUUAGUAGACACAACGGUGGCAAAAAUUGUUUCCGAUCGAAACCUUCCCCUGUUAGUCAGGCAGAUGGCUCUGCAUGCAAAUAUGGCCUCUUUAGUGCAUCAGUACAGAGCUAACCCCUCUGACGCAUACGCUUCUAAGUGGCUGGCAAGGUUACGACACAUCAAGAGGAUCAGGACCAGGGCUCAAGAAGCCAUCCAGUCUCGCUCGACUCCCGGGAUUUCACUGACGCAAGGGCAGAGCAAACCUUUGUCACAGAGCAGUGCUCCAACAAAUGUGGAAGCCACCGGACAACGAAAAAGACUGGUGUCCACUGUAGAUGAUUUCACAGAUUUUGUUUAAUUUCUCGACAAGAAAUUAAACCAAGACGAGACAAAAGUAUGUGAACUGAAUAAAACAAAGUAUAAAAACUUA